CAGUAUUAAAGAAAUCCUGGGAUGAUUUGAUGGACCCAGUCACCCAAAACACUUCAACGAAUUUACCUGCUUUCGUCUCUCUCAAAACACUACAACACAGAAAAACACACCCAUCAAUCUAAUUUCUAAAGGGGAUUGUUCUUCUUCUAUCACAACUUCCAAUUUUAUACAAAGCUCUCAAUUUCAUCCAACUUUUUUUGUGUAAAUUUACCCACAUAUAAAUUCUUUCUUCUUGUACGUAAUUUCUUCUUAUCAACAACAAUCAUUUGGAUUUAAACCUUGAUCACAUACCCAUAAUUAUAAUUCAUUGUGUAACAUACAUAAAUAUUUACGCAAUUUUGAUUUAUAGCUAGGGAAAUUAGGUCAGAAGUUCUUGGUAUUCAAUUUCGCAAUGCUCGCCAAACUCUUCAACAAGCAAUCUCAGAGUGACUCACAGAACAAUAAAGGUCUGAUUGACUUAGACCCACAAGUUAUUGCUCACUAUGGAAUCCCUUCUACGGCUUCCUGUCUUGCUUACGAUCCCAUUCAGCAGCUUUUGGCAAUUGGAACUUUAGAUGGAAGGAUUAAAAUUAUUGGCAGCGACAAUAUAGAAGGCCUUUUGACAUCUCCUAAGGAAAUUCCUUUCAAAAACUUAGAGUUUCUGCAUAAUCAAGGUCUUCUAGUCGCCGUUUCAAAUGAAAAUGAUAUUCAGGUGUGGGAUCUUGAGCACAGAUUUAUAGCCUCCUUAUUUCAAUGGGAAUCAAAUAUAACUGCAUUUUCUGUUAUCCAAGAAACAAACUAUAUGUAUCUUGGAGAUGAUUGUGGAUUAGUCUCUGUUGUAAAGUAUGAUAUUGAGGACAGGAAGAUUAUGCGACAGCAAUAUAGUAUCACAGCUCAUUCAGUUUUUGAGGUUGCUGAGAUUCCACUGCGUAAUGAUCCAUCUGUUGUUGGAAUUCUUCCUCAGCCUUGUUCUGGUGGAAAUAGAUUGCUGUUUGCAUAUGAUAAUGGAGUUAUUGUUCUGUGGGAUAUCGCUAAAGAUCAGCUGGUUUAUGUUAGAGGACGGAAUAAUCAUCCGGUAAACGAUGGACAUUUGAAUACAUCAGCCAUUAGGAGCAAUGAAAUAAAGGAUCAAGUAUUGUGCGGCGAACAAGGGGAUAAAGAAAUUAUCUCUGUUUGUUGGGCGUCUUCAGAUGGAUCGAUUCUGGCUGUUGGCUAUGUGGAUGGGGAUAUCUUGUUGUGGAAAUUGUCUGAUGUUGCAAUGGGCAAUGACCACAAACCUGGAAAUCCAGCUAAUAAUAUGGUCAAGAUUCAAUUGUCAUCAGCAGAGAAAAGAUUUCCUGUGAUUGUUUUACAUUGGUCAGCAAGAGGUGUACAUGAUGAUUAUGGUGGUCAACUCUUCAUCUAUGGUGGUGAUGAGAUGGGAUCUGCUGAAGUUCUGACGAUGUUGAGUUUUGAUUGGUCUCCUACUAGAGAUGCUUUGAAGAAUGUUGUCCGAACAAAUGUCACCCUUCAAGGUUCUUUUGCAGAUAUGAUUUUGCUUCAAGAUUAUAGUGUUCUAGACGAUACGAGGACCACCUCAUUAUUUUUAUUGACCAGUCCUGGGCAGCUGCAAUAUUAUGACAAUUCUUGCUUGCUGGGAUUACAUUCUGGGAGUGAUAAAUCUUGUACCAUUCCUCUCCAUUACAGAAGUGUUGUACCGACGGCUGAACCUUACUUGACUGUUGGAAGGUUCAUUGCGAUACUUAAUACUAAGUGUUCUGCAGCUUUAUCAGAGCUGCAAGAAACAUAUCUACCAAGUGAUAAGAGUACAAAGUGGCCUUUGAAUGGUGGAGUUCCUUGUCAUCUGUCACUUCAUGGAGAGAGAAAAGUUGAAAGACUCUACAUAGCUGGAUACCAAGAUGGUACUGUUCGAAUUUGGGAUGCAACAUAUCCCAUACUGUCACCUAUUUUUGUUUUAGAUCCCGAGGUCAGAGGUAUCACAAAAGCUGGUGCAAAAGGAUCAGUUUCUGCUUUGGACUUCUCUUCUGAAACUCUAUAUAUAGCAAUUGGCAAUGACUGUGGCACGGUUCACCUCCAUAAUCUUACUAACAAUUGCAAUGAAACCAAGUUGCAUGUUGUGUCAGGAACCAAAAGUGAAGUUUGCGAUUUCAAUCCAGAAAGUGGAUCUCAUUUCUCAGCUGUGUUUACUUUAAGUACGUCUCCUGUGUGCACCUUGAGAUACACAAGUCUUGGAGCCAGACUUGCUGUUGGAUACAUGAGUGGACAGGUUGCAAUGCUGAAUUUAAGUUCACUGUCAGUCUUAUAUGUCUUAGACACUCUUUCCAGCCCAAAUUCCCAUGUUGUCUCAAUUUCGCCGGCAAUAUCUCUAGAAACUUAUGGCUUGGCUGCCAGCUCGGAUCACUCCGUACCUCAUGGGAAGACAGAAUCUGGAAAAGAGCUUAUAUUUGCCUUGACAAGUAAUUUGCAUAUUGCUGUUCUGGAUACCUCCAAUGGAAAUGUGAUUGGCUCUGUAUCCAAACAGCAUAAUGAGUCAACUGCAAUUUCCAUGUACAUUCUAGAGGGUAAUAAGUGCAUCACUGAAGUCUCUGGUGGAAAAAGUCAGCGGUUCUGGUCCCAGGAGAACAAGGAAAAAGCUGAACCUGCACAAGUUAGUGGUUACUCUGAGGGGAAAUCUGAUGGAGUUGACCAAUCAACGGACUUUGUGCAGAGCUCAACCGACUUGCUGAUUUUACUUUGUUGCACAGAUGCAUUACUUUUGUGUUCUCUAAACUCUGUGAUUCAGGGGCAUGUUGAAUCCAUCUGUGAGGUUCAUCUUCUAAAAACCAGCUGCUGGACAACCACUUUCAAGACAGACGAGGAGGAGCAUCGGCUGCUUGUAUUUUAUCAGACUGGCUCUAUUGAGAUUAGGUCUUUGCCAAACCUUGAAGUCUUGGGCGAGGUGUCUUUACUGUCCAUUAUGCGAUGGAAUUUCAGGACCAACAUGGAUAAAACUCUGAGUUGCACAGAAAGGGGUCAGAUAAGUUUGGUAAAUGGAUGUGAAUUUGUAGUUCUGUCUCUUUUGGCUUCUGAAAACGAUUACAGAGUCCCACAAUCUUUACCAUGUCUGUAUGACGAGGCCCUCGCAGCUGCUUUAGAUCUGAGCUUGUCUCCAGAUCAGAAGAAAAAUAAGCAGGAAACUUCUCCGGGAUUUUUUGGCGGAAUAAUGAAGGGCUUAAGAGCGAGUCAAGAAGCUCAGAGUAGAGAUCCUAUGGGGGGGCCAAAAUCUCUACUCUCAGCUUUAGAUAAAGUAUUUUCAAGUCCUAAAACAGAGGCUUCUGCGGUUCCUAAAGAUGUUGGAAAAGCUGUGGAUCUUAACAUUGAUGAUAUAGAAAUUGAUGGACCUUUGCACGUUUCGCCGAUAGCCCACAAAGGUGAAGUUGGAAAAGACAAGAGUCAAGAAAGGAAAAAGCUAUUUGAAGGUGGAACCUCAGAAACGAAACCGAAACAGAGAACAAUUGAGGAAAUCAAGGCCAAAUACAGAAAGGCUGAGGAUACAUCCUCAGCUACAGCUUCCGCUGCUUCUGCUGCAUCAGAAGCAAAAAACAAGCUUCUAGAAAGGCAAGAAAAACUUGAGAGGAUCGACCAGAACAGUGAAGAGCUAAGAAAUAAUGCAGAGAACUUUUCCUCCAUGGCCAAAGAGCUGGCAAAGAGGAUGGAAAGUCGCAAGUGGUGGCAAUUAUGAGCAAAUAGUUUCGAUGAUUAUGUGCUGACCUAUAAGCAAUCGAUCUUUUUGAAGGAGCAAGGUUAACUCAUGACAUUCAACUUCCAAACUUAUCUGUUCAAUUCAGGUGAUCUCGUUCUAACUAAUUAUUGGUUUUGAUACCUAAUCAUGUAUUGAAACUUAAUGUUGCAUCUACAUCAGUCUAGAUGGCUUAAUAUGUUACCAUGUAUCUAAAUUGUAUAUCGUACUGAAACCAGUGUACACCGAUCAGUACCUUAAUUUGUAUGCAUUAUACAUUUAUACCUCCUAUAUAAGGUCGCUAUGAAAACUGGCUGACAUAAAACACUGUAACCAUGUACAGUUUUCCUUCUUAUAAACAAUGGCUUUUUUCACA
Beta vulgaris subsp. vulgaris (sugar beet) is the source of this 4073-nucleotide messenger RNA. RefSeq lists its product as uncharacterized. The transcript is spliced from 24 exons. The record is from RefSeq and is a predicted model, not a curated record. Gene Ontology annotation, cellular component: cytoplasm; plasma membrane. Lineage: Eukaryota; Viridiplantae; Streptophyta; Magnoliopsida; Caryophyllales; Amaranthaceae. Bases 392 to 3700 code for a protein of 1102 amino acids. Gene Ontology annotation, biological process: regulation of exocytosis. Gene Ontology annotation, molecular function: myosin II binding; GTPase activator activity; syntaxin binding.